Molecule: messenger RNA, 7458 nt
Organism: Phytomonas sp. Hart1
Lineage: Eukaryota; Euglenozoa; Kinetoplastea; Trypanosomatida; Trypanosomatidae
Source: the annotation of a GenBank genome assembly
AUGCUGCCCACCACCGUCAGGGUUUUGAGCCCGCCAGUGUUUAGCCAAUAUGUGAGUAAUAUCAAAGAAGCUUCAGAUAACAUAGAGAAGGAUGUUGACGUCCCUUCAUUGAUCUCUGAGGUGGAAAAGAGGGAUCAUCAGGGAGACGGCGCAUCAUUAGGGAUUGAGCAUAGAGAUGAUGUUACCGGUAGUGAGUGCAGAAGAAAUGAUAUAAGCCAGGGGAUUAAUCUGCAGGGCAACAUCACCCAGGAGCUUUUUACAUCCGCAACGAUUAUCUAUCCUGGGUUUAAUGUUGCGGGUGGUAUUCGAAGUACAGAUGGCCAGGAGAUAGCUUCUUCUACGAUGGAACAAAACAUGAGAAUUUUCUUUUCAGAAAGCGAGGAAGACAUGACAGAAACGUUAGAAGUGUGUGACUCUAAAGUAUUCAUUUCACAUAUCGGUUCUACUCCUAGCGCAAACUCAAGUGUUAGUAGAACUGACAGUCGAAACGGUUCGUCGCUUAACAAUAUCCAAUUGCAUACAAAUAGGCUUUUUCCUCCAUCGCCACCUCAUCAAGCAGAAAAAACUCCAGCGAUACCAAUCGAAGAUUCCACCUUGCAAAACUCAGAUUGCUGCACCAGAAAGGAUAGCUUUCAAACUGGAGAACUCACAAACAAUGGACUUUUCAAAAGAAAUAAAAAUAAAAAAGCCUUCGUACCACUACAGUACUCAAUUCCUCCAAAUGAUUUAAUUCAGAGCAACGAAACUGCGCCGUGUUUUGCUUCACCAAGUUGUUUAGGCGGGCAAGAAGAAAAGUCGCAUGCAAAUAUCAAAGAGGUGUUUACAGCCACGUGUUCCAACCACCAUAGUUUUCAGAGUCUUGAAAAGGGCGGCAACGAAGUUUUAGGGGGUAUCGGUGAUGCCGCAGCCCGUUUUACCACUAUUCCUACUCCGUCACUGGGAGUUUUCAACGAAGAGGAGAAGCGUAGUACGGAAUCCAGUGUUCUUACUACGCCUACUAUUGGAACUAGCGCAGCCGAUUUUUUGAGCCGAGAUCGAGAUCUGAGCAAGGAAUCGGACAUGAGCGACACUCAUAUCGCUUUGGGUACGGUAAGGUUGGCGACAUGGAAAAAAGGUGAAGCUGCAGGCGCAACGCCGAUUGGCUCUACUGCUUUAGAUGACCAUACCGAUAAGAUAAUUCUUCCAAUUACUGAGCAGACAGGUCAAGCGAGCAUACACAAUAACGCUCUGCAGGAUUCCUGGAAGGAAUUCAAGGUAGUGCGCGCACAACAACCCCCAAUACCCCAACACAAAGGAAUGUACAAACAGUUAGAAUCAUCUGAAAGCGUAAAUAGCACCUUUAGCGAGGAUAGUGCUGAGGUAGCAUUAGACCUUACCUUAAAUAGUUUCACCGCUUCCCCCUUCCAAGGAGGUAGAGCUGAUGUUCGUUCCUCGUUGAGCCUCUCGAUGCGACCGUUGCCUCAACCUUCCUCAUUGCCUCCAAUGGGCUUCGGAAAGCCACCCUUGGUCAACGUUGAGGGAAUUUCAAAACCUCUGCACGUUGAGCCCAUGAAAGGAAUUUCAUCAUCAGGAUUCACAGUUGAUCAAGACGGUGAUGCUCAACUAUGUGUAGUAUCUAAAUCCACAUCCCUCUAUGCAUAUGACAACUCCCGAAGCCUGUUAUUCCCUUCCAACAUCUCAGUACAAGUUAUGGCAAAUGACCGCGCGAUGCCAAAAGAGGAAAUGCCGUUAUUGGGAUUUUCUAACAUGCAACCCAAUGAUUCGUCCCACGUUGACAUUUCUGAGGCGAAAACUAAAUCCAAGGAUGUAAAUUACACAGGAGAUUCCUUGUGUGAAAAGGACGUGCCGACCCGUCUAAAGACGUUUAGUGCCUCCCAUUUAAAUUCAUCAUCUAGAAACGAGGGCCAUGAGCUUGAAGCGUCUGAUGGGUUUUCAUGGCGUCGUGAUACCCCAUUGGAGGAUGAGAUUUCGAUUAAGAUUGAGGACUCUUUAGUGUGGUCUGAGAAUCUCGCCACGAUGGUUCUUCUUGACGUGACCCCUCUUUCUUUAGUUUAUCAGGGACACCUCAUGCGUGAGGCUUUAGGCGAUGGGGACACAAACUCUUCGUCAGGCUCGACCUCUCAGACCGAGACUGUACUCAUGGUAUUGAGUGUGUAUGAACUCAUGGAUGCACACUGUCAAGGGUUAUCCCAUUCAUUUAUCCAACAACGCGCUCUGCAGCUUGCGCGGAAAAUUCUCAAAACACAAAGAAGACUACAAGAGGUUAGAUUAGCUGGUGCUUUGGAUCCAUCGAGAUUACUAAACAUUGGGAGUGAUGGUUGCGAUGAUGAGCAGCGAAGCUCGGAGUCUGUUUUCGACAGAGAGUUCAACCCUCCCGUGGUCUGUCGCGGUAUUAUUAAUCUUCACGUUGACUCUUCAAACCGCAUCAUUGCCGAGCUGGAUGUUGAGCCGUGUGGGAUUAGCCUCAGUGAUAUCAUCGCCUUCCAGAAGGCUCUGUUGUUGCGAGGGGAGCUCAUCACGCUGCUGCGGACAGUGUUAACAUGCCUGUCGCGAUUACACAAAUCAGGUUUCACCCAUGGAGCCCUCCAUGGUGGCAACAUCACCUUUUCCACAGAUGAUGGCCACUGCACGCUAACCCAGCCCGCAGGGUUAAUGAAUACUAAAAUCUACCCCGAUGAUUUGUCGAUUCUUCCACCCACCAAGGCUUCUUUUUUAGCGCAGCGAUUGAAACGUGCAGCGACGACCGCACCACAGCUUGGUUCAUCGACCAAUUCUUUUCUGUCAGGACUGGGCGACGAGCUGGAGUUGUGCAUUCUGGAGCUGGAGGAGAACGCCCCUUCGUAUUCCCUCCAACCCACAGAUGAUCUGUACGCCAUUGGCACCCUCGCAUUGUUUGUUAUCACGGGCAUUCCUGUAUUCUACGGGAGAACUUACCGAGAGGUGGUCGAAACGCUGGCCGAGCUCCGUGCUUUCGCGGCUCGUGUUGAGAUAGGCGCCAGUGCAUCCGAUGUGAAUAAUGGUGGUGCCAAUAACAGAGAAAGUGUGCGACAGGCAUUGCGUAGGCGUAUUUUUGGCUCGUGCUUUACGCAGAAUUUUUAUGUUACCCUGCGUUGUCAAGAGGCGGAUUACACUGAAGACUUUUUGAAAGAUCUUUUUGAAUUUAUCUUUGAUUCAAUGGCCGCUAGCUUUGGUGUGCUGGACAAUGAAGUGCAAUACCACAACGCGGAGGACCUUUUAAACCAUAGUUUUUUUGAAAAAUAUCCACUUGAUGAACAAGGGGGAGAAGCCGGUGUGGUUGGGAAGGACGAGGUAAUGCAAGUCAUGCAGGACAUGUUACACCGGGUUACAUAUCCCGUUUACACAACUAUCACACAAAAUAAAUUGUUGUGCGAUACAAAACCCUAUAUCGCACGCAUGCAUCGACAUUCUGUAUUCUCCUCACGUUGGACCGCACUCAAAAAGAGCUUUGCGGACUUUUGUGGGGAUCACUUCUGGAGCCCUGGAAAUGAGGCGCGGAGUAGCGAUAAUGGGUGUCUUGUUAGGACUACCGUAGACAGCAUGGGUGCCCUGUGGCCAAUCUUGGGGCGAAGAUCGGCGGGCCAGUGGACUGUGUCUGUGCCUUGGACGUGGAGCCUUCCUUUGUUGUCCGAGAAUGGUGCGUGCAGCAUCGUCGGCACCGAUCAUUAUGAUUCAUUUAAUUAUCAAAUACUACAUUCAUCUUUCAUCUCCCCGGAGAAUGAUAGUAAAGCCAAAGUUAAUUUAACUCAUGAGUCUGUAGGAGGAGAGUUCUACCUUUCUUCGAGUUGGAGCCGUCUGUGUAUCCCAUCGUCUCAGUUAAGCAAUCCCUAUGUCCAGGACCCAAGUUUACAUCAACGGAUUUCACAAAACUAUGUGACUGAUCGGAUCUUUCAAAAGGAAAAGGCGAAGCUGGAGGAUCAGGCGGGUUGCAAGGUGUUGUCACACUUCUCAAUUAUACUCUUCGAAUCUAAACAGAACACGUUGUUGACGCUCAAUCGAGGGCAAAUGGAUUACUUUUCAAAUACCAUUGACACUGUGGUGCUUCAGGAUCUUGAAGGCUGUCGAAUCGUACUGCUUGUGCCGUUUAGGUUUGUGGUGCUCGUUAACGUGAAGCAGUGUGAAGUCUAUCUGGCUCCCUGCUUUAUCUGUUAUAUGCAUCAGGUGACAAACUGCACACCUAUAGCAGUGGCUUGUAUGUAUCUUCUGUUGGGCCAUGUCACCGAUGUGGCACUGCACUGCACGGCCUCCGCCCUUAUUUCCGGAGAUGAGUCUAACGGGGGAGGAAAAGUAAUGCAUGGUUUCAAUUUAGAUGCCACACUCAAGAAUGUUGAUUGUGAACCUUACUCAUUGGUUUACCCUGGGCUUUCUGAAGACUUUUCACUUGUGGGACUUGUGCAGGAAUGUUCGGCUUAUGCGCAUUCCAUCGGCGAGGGUAUUGCACCUAUAGGCACAACACAGAUUCCAGAACAUAUACCACCCAGAGAAAGAAAGUCCAUCCGUGGCUUUAAUUUUAUAAGUGCAGGUCCUCGCACCGAUGACAUCCCAUACUCUCAUGCUUCGGCAGCUUUUGGAAAGCGAUUUAAGCACUGCGACGAUAAUGAAAGUGAUGUGUACUUCUUUUUUAAUGAAUUACACGGGAAGGAUGUACAUAUAGUGAAUGUGCAUGGUGAAUCAAAGCCACAAACAUUGAGUCCCCGUGAUGAAUUGGAUAAUGACGUGGACACCGACAAACCCAGAACAGCGUUAAUAAACAGCGAAGAGAUUACAUUAGGUAUGAUGCCCCAAAGGACACGGGUAAGUUCUGAUCCAUUUCAGCUCUUGGGAUACCGUGGGAUGCUACAACGUGGUUGGAGGAGUGUACAUAAAGCAAAUUCUGCAGAGCCAAACAGCCUUUCUCGCGCACCACAUUGUCCCGUUUUUUUUGUUCUCGACAUGGUCGACGACGUGGAGAUUCGCAACUGUAGUCACUGCACCGUUUUCUUGGUUGGUUCCACGGGCAGUAUGAUAAUAGAAAACUGUCACAAUAUGCGCAUUUUUUUUGUUGCCAGAGAGUGUGCAAUUGAGGCCUGUACGAAUUUGGAACUUUUUGCAUUGACCACCGAGUAUAUCGCGUUGGAGUGUUGCCACGAUGUGAUUGUAUCUCCUUUAUUCUUAAAAUGUCCGUACUUCGACAGAAUCUUAGAAGGUAUUAUUCAGGAAACCUCCGAGGAAUCUCACGAGUAUGUUUUGGAGGCUUAUAAUCAGCGGAACAUUUAUGCUCUAAACAAAGUCUUUCAAGUCGAUGGACAGGAUGUCUGCCUCAGUGCAUGUAAAAGGGUGGAAAUUCGAGAUUUGGCAUGGUGCGAGGCGCAUUCUGAUGAACCUUUGAUCCUACUUUCUGUCUCGGUGCCGGUGCCUGAAGCGCUGGGGGUUGACAUUGAUUCUAUCUAUGGUGAAGGAGGCACAUCAACAUGCAAGACAUUGAAUGGGGGAAGGAGUAAGGAUAAAUUGAUGUCAGCAGCCAAGUUAUCAUCGUGCAACUUUUUCAGAGAGUGCUGCGAGGCAGCAGAGGAGGAUAUCGACUCAAUCUUUCUACGAUUACCUUUCAACCAUAUGCUCUAUAGAUGUGUAUCUCCUCACAUGACUAUAGAUGAAGAAGAGUGUGAGACUUCAAAUCUUGUACAAGCUAUUCGCAUACACGACCUAUUCAACCCGUCACUGCUGCGUUUGCCUGGAUCUCUUUGUAUUCGGUCAGACUAUUUGGUACAGUCUGAAGACGAGUUAACAGGGUAUGAAAAUUCGCAUUACAAUCAACAACUGCUAUUUAAACGACAUUAUAGUAGUUUAUCGGACAAAUCCUCCCCAAACGUGGGAUUUACACCCGAUCUUAUUCUCGAAACUAUUGCUAUGGGGGAGGUGCAUCUUCUUGAGACAAUAGGGAAUCUUUACAUUCGUAAUUGCACGGGCCCCUUGAACAUUCUCGUGUGCGGCGCCAAGUACGUGUUGAUGGAAGGCUGCGUCAAUGUUACCCUUCGUGCGGCCUGCAUUGCUUUUGAUGCCCAGGACUCGCACUAUUGCCACGUGGCUCUACAUGUAAACACUCCGCCUGGUUAUUUACGGUGUUCCCACAUGCUCACUUCGACCUUAAAUAUAAUGGCACCGAGGUUGGAGGAGUUGAUGGGCUGUGUAGGAGUGAAGGCGAAUGUGAACAUCUUCGACCGCCCACUUAUUCACCCCGCUACUAUGCGACACGUUACCGAUGGGUUUGCUGAGGCUGAUAGGAAGGGGCGGUUGGAAGUGUCUUCCAGCAACACAGAAUUGAAGGACUAUGACUGGAACGGGUCUCAAUCUGAAAUCGUGCGAAGAACCUUUUGGAUAGAAAAAGGGAGGCGUGUGGAAAGCCUUGCACAAGCUUUUUCGUAUUUGCGGCGACCCAUAGCAAUCGUUCCUCCUCUCCCUGAGCUGCGUAUUAAACUAGAAGGAAUAAAACUAUGUUCUGCGAUGUCGCUGAAUACACAUCUCAUGAAUGAGGAAGAGACAGCCCAGACACUGGAGGAAACAUUGAGGAUGGCGUUUGAUUUUAUUGCGAAAAGCGAUCUUGUUACUUUCCAUAUGUUGGAAGAGGAUGCCCAUAGACAUAGACAAGAGGUGAAUAUAGAUCAAAAAAAAGACAUCUUAGUGCAGGAGGCGCACACCUCUACAAACACGCAUAUCGUGGCACCAAAAACACCAACAGCACUUCCAGAUAUUAAAGAAGACAAAAUGCAGGAGGUCGAGCAAACUUCUCCUACAUUGGUUGAAUCUACAUUAUGGUCUAAUGUGAAGGCUGCCUAUUUGUGUCUAACCGAGGACGUUCAGAAACAUCUCCCAGGACCCCCCCUAGCUGAUGACGCAUUACUCAGAUCACACACUCUGUAUCAGGAAAACUCGUACACGGAGGUGGCUGUCACUACGAUUGAAAAUCCUGUGACACUUGACCCCCUGUACACCCUAGCUUCAGGUGCGGCGGAUCGGAUUCUGAAAAGUGAUAUCCAUGAGGCUACUCCGACAGGUCGAGCUACCACAGGGGUUUGCACCACCUUACCGGUGGGUGAUGGGCAACAGGAUUCGUUUUAUGCGCACAUUGACGUCCUUUAUGAUCAUAAUAGCAGCGCACUGGAGUCUAGAUUGAGAGAGAUCCCUUUUCAAUCCGCAGUCGCGACGGUGCAGACUUCAAAGCAUGAAGCUCUUCAUGAAGAACCAGGAAAAAGUCCGGUGGAACCUGGUAAGCUUGAGGACGACAAUGCCCAACGGUUACUAGGCUCAGAAGGAUAUGAUAGUCAAGAUGUGGAUUCUAAUUCCUUGCGAUUGGAGUUAGAGAAUGCGAGACGAGAAUAUUGGAGAUGGAAGGAGGGGAAUUCCAAUGGAGCUAUUUUGGCGACUCGUGUUGUUGCUGCCAUCCAAAAGCUAAACGAAUUAUGA